AUGGGCAACUUUAAUUCAACCGAAGUAAGCACCCGGCCAAGCUUUGACUCUUUGCCGCUCCAUGUGGGAGAUCCGAAAGCGUCGGCAUGGGGAUUAUGGGGCGAUGAAGAUGAACUCGGGGCUCUCAAUCUUCUGAACCCAGCUUUGGUCAAGAAUACCACGAGGGAGGUGGUGAUAGGCGAGACAAUAACGCUCAAUCUUCCAUUGGAUGCCUUUAUACAGCCAAUGAACCCAGUUCGAAAGCCGUGCGAACACCGUAUCAUUCCAAAAGGCAACGCCAAUGACGACGAGAUCUCCAUUAAUACGCAAGGCGCAACGCAUUGGGAUGGGCCAAGACAUUAUCCCUACCAAGAGCAUAUUCAAUACUACAAUGGCGUGACUCAAGAUGAUAUUUCAGGGCCCGAUAACAACACUAAACUUGGCAUUCAAAAUAUGGCAAGGAAGUCCAUCACUGGCCGCGGUGUUCUACUUGACUGGUACUCCUGGGCAACGGAGCAAAACAUCACCUUUGACCCCUUUUCAACCUUUGGCAUUCCCCUGUCUCAACUCCAGGCCGUAGCAAACGCUCAGAAAACCGAGUUUCGACAAGGCGACAUCCUGCUGGUCCGAACAGGCUGGCUACCAGCCUACCGUGCGCUCACCGUCGCUGAACAACUUGCUUUACCCCAACGGGAAGUUCGAGCAAGUUGUGGCGUCGAAGCGAGCGAAGAGGCAAUUCGCUGGCACUGGGAUCAUGCGUUUGCUGCGGUGGCCUCGGAUACUGUCGCCUACGAGGCCUGGCCGAGCCCUAAACCAUGGGGCGUCAGCAUGCAUGAGGUGUUCCUGAGUGGGUGGGGCAUGCCGAUUGGAGAGAGUUUCGACUUGGAGAGGCUCGCUGUAAGGUGUAGAGAACUCCAGAGAUGGUCCUUCAUGAUGGUCAGUGUACCUUUGGAUAUUCCUGGCGGGAUUGCUAGUCCGCCCUCAGCAGUAGCUAUCUUGUAGUCUAGGCACAUGAAGACUUUGGUGACCAUGUCUUGAAAGUGUCGGCGAACAACGAUAUUUGGUCACCUGAUUCAUUUCACUGCCAUGCCUUUUCCGUGAACAGUGAUCUUAUCACAAGACCUAUAACCACGCGCGUAUUAUCUAGGUCAACCGCAGAUUGUAAGAGAACUAGUUGCUUGUGGCCUACGUGUAACGUAUUCGUGGUAACAAAUAGAGCGUCUUUUGGUCAGUAAUGCCAAC
Colletotrichum scovillei is the source of this 1221-nucleotide messenger RNA. RefSeq lists its product as uncharacterized. Lineage: Eukaryota; Fungi; Ascomycota; Sordariomycetes; Glomerellales; Glomerellaceae. The transcript has 4 exons. The record is from RefSeq and is a predicted model, not a curated record. Bases 1 to 981 code for a protein of 326 amino acids. Gene Ontology annotation, molecular function: arylformamidase activity.